Molecule: messenger RNA, 333 nt
Organism: Anthostomella pinea
Lineage: Eukaryota; Fungi; Ascomycota; Sordariomycetes; Xylariales; Xylariaceae
Source: the annotation of a GenBank genome assembly
AUGCCGUCGACAUCCUCGAGAUCCCGCGCCAGGAAUCUCACACGUGCUUACACUGCAUCGGCUACCCCCAGCCCAGGGUACGUUUCUCUGAAUAUCCCCGUCCAAUACUCCAAACUGUGUUUUCGCCGGAUGGACUUCCCUGUUCCUUGUUGUCCUGUCGCGGAAGACUUGAACCGGCAACAUUUGCAACGGCUGAUAAGACUCAUCCUCGUAGACCGCGCCGCCGUCAACUGCUACUACCGUGGGGGCGCGCCGGAAAUCGACACGCGUGACCCUAACUUUAUCUGCGACGGCGAAUUUUUCGAAGACGACGACGAUGAUUCUGAGGAAUGA